Messenger RNA from Thalassophryne amazonica, 1808 nucleotides. It is a transcript of the gene rp2, whose product is annotated as RP2 activator of ARL3 GTPase. Bases 154 to 1269 code for a protein of 371 amino acids. NCBI's taxonomy places the organism in Eukaryota, Metazoa, Chordata, Actinopteri, Batrachoidiformes, Batrachoididae. Gene Ontology annotation, biological process: post-Golgi vesicle-mediated transport. Gene Ontology annotation, cellular component: cilium; periciliary membrane compartment. Gene Ontology annotation, molecular function: GTPase activator activity. The transcript is spliced from 5 exons. The record is from RefSeq and is a predicted model, not a curated record.
GAUUGGUUGCGAAACGAAACAGAAAAGGGAAGCUUAAAAAAAAAUGUCACCCAAGGUGUAGGUAAGUCUUUGGCUUAGAUUUUUCUGGUCUUCUACAGCCUCGCAGUGCUGUUACAAAACAGGUCUUAAACCGGCGGUAGGUGGAAGAAGAAAAUGGGGUGCUUCUAUUCGAAAAAAUCCAAAAGAAAGUCUCCUGAAAAAGCGGACCUUACGUCGACAGAAGCCACUGCCGAAUCUCCGACAAACAACGCGGUUCCCCCUGGCAACAGCAGCGACGAGUCGCCGAAGCAGUACAGCUGGGACAAGCGUGAGAAGGUUGAUCCAAAGGACUACAUGCUGACAGGGCUCAAAGAUGCCACAGUGGGCCGUAUGCCUGGGAAACUGAAUGGACAACAGUUUGUCAUUCAAGACUGUGAAAACUGCAACAUCUAUGUGUUUGACCAUUCAGCAACCAUCACCAUCGAUGACUGCAUCAAUUGUCGCAUUGUGCUGGGACCUGUCAAGGGCAGUGUGUUUUUCAGAGACUGUAAAGACAUCAGGUGCGUUGUGGCCUGUCAACAGUUUCGCACAAGGGACUGUAAAAAAAUGGAUGUCUUCUUGUGCUGUGCAACUCAGCCAAUCAUUGAGUCAUCUACAGGUAUGAAGUUUGGCUGCUUUCAGUACUACUUCCCUGAGCUGGCAUUCCAAUUCAAGGAUGCCGGGCUCAGCAUUUUCAACAACAACUGGAGCAACAUACACGACUUCACACCUGUCUCUGGAGAAAAUAACUGGAGCUUGUUGCCUGAGGCUUCAGCAGUUGUGGAUUAUGUGCCUCUCCCAGACCCUGAGUCUGAAUUCAGGUCUCUUCGCAUCUCCACUGAAGCCACACGCAGCAUUGUGCCUUUAACAAAGGGAGGAAGAUAUAAGGACAGUGAGGAAUCCUGCCUCUUCAUUUUCUUUGCUGGGGAGUACGCCACUGCUAAUGCCCGCAAACUGAUUGAUGAGGUAACCACAAAAGGUUUUGUGUUGAUCCAGACCAAGGAAGUCUCAAUGCGACCUGAAGAUACAAAGAGAGUGUUUCAGGACACUGCAGAAGAUCUUGUUGACUGGGUUGCCAAAGGCCCAGUUAUUGCCCUUGAGUUGAACGGCGAUGGAGUUGUGGACACCUGCAAGAAGGUUGCCAAUGAAGUGUUCAGUGGAACCAAGGUUUUUGUAUCUGAUAAUAAAACUACAUCUUCUCGAGACGUCGACAACUUUUUCAACUUUGCUGACAUGCAGAUGGGCAUGUGAAAGCUUUAUCAUCCAAGCAAACUGCUCUUCUGAUGCUGAAACAGGUUUUUUUUUUUUUUUUUUUUUAAUUGUACCUGUCCAUUUUGUGUUAAAUAUAUACUGUUUAAUUAUUUGGCUUUUGUAUUGUUUAUCAAAAAUUCAGAAGGUGUUUGAUCAUUCAGAACAAUCAUGAGUCUAUAGACUAAAAUAUUUGCUGUACAUCAAUUAGUUGCUAUAAAUGCUGUGAAUAUUUAUAUUUUCUGUGAAUGUAUUUGAUAAUUCUGUUGCUUUUGUCGAUUAUGUGAAUACAGCUUUUUGCUGGAGAUUUAAAUCAUUUUAAUUUUGAGGUUUGUUUUUCUGGACUGCAGGGAAAAUACAGGAAUGUGCAGUGGAAAAGCCAUGGGGGGAAUAAUGCUUAGAGGAAAAUGUUUUGUAUGUAAAUCACAUUUUAAUACUUACAAAGAUUUACAUUUGACUGUGAUUUAUACAGUGAAUUUCCUCUAAUGUGUGCUGUGUGUAUUUGAAAAUGAUGUCUCGUGAUUUUUGUUUUUAGGCCAAAA